Hibiscus syriacus is the source of this 652-nucleotide messenger RNA. RefSeq names its product protein DCL homolog, chloroplastic-like. The transcript has 2 exons. Gene Ontology annotation, biological process: chloroplast organization; chloroplast rRNA processing. NCBI's taxonomy places the organism in Eukaryota, Viridiplantae, Streptophyta, Magnoliopsida, Malvales, Malvaceae. Bases 197 to 550 code for a protein of 117 amino acids. The record is from RefSeq and is a predicted model, not a curated record. Gene Ontology annotation, cellular component: chloroplast.
GAACAGUAAGCUUGCUACAUGUAGAAGAAAAAAAAUACUAACCAAUUAAGUUUUGACAAUGAACCUGUGAUUUAAACCACUGAUAGGUGGUCAAGCGAAUAUAUUAUUUUGAGAUACUUUUUGGAUGUAACAGUUAAUAAGUCGAAUCAACCGGUCUAUAGUGUAACAAUGUUAAAUAUUAAUAAAAAAUUUCAUUAUGAUUCUUCUAUUUAUUUUCCCAAAUUUUUGGUAUAUGGAUGGGGAACAAUUAACUGUUGCAGAUGAGAAAGUUUUGGUAGAGAGGCUUCUUCGUUAUCAUCCAAAAUCUGAAGACAAAAUUGAAUGUGGACUUGAUUCGAUUAUGGUUGAUCGACAUCCUGAAUUUAGACACUCAAGGUGUCUCUAUGUUGUUAGAACUGAUGGUGGAUGGAUAGAUUUCUCAUACCAGAAGUGUCUGCGAGCAUACAUUCGAGAUAAGUAUCCAUCCCAUGCUGAAAGAUUUAUCAGUGAACAUUUUCAGAAUGAACGCUUUUAUGGGAAACUUGCCCGCAUGAUGUCAGAGUCACCAUGAAAAAUUAUCAAUGUUAUAGAUGACUCUUGACUAACGCUCUCUGUUUGUUAUAAAUGAAGCCAAAAAAAAUGAUUGAACUGAGCCUCACUUUGUUGACAUGCA